This is a messenger RNA of Drosophila yakuba, 892 nucleotides long. RefSeq lists its product as uncharacterized. The record is from RefSeq and is a predicted model, not a curated record. NCBI's taxonomy places the organism in Eukaryota, Metazoa, Arthropoda, Insecta, Diptera, Drosophilidae. The coding region runs from base 66 to 665 and encodes 199 amino acids. The transcript has 2 exons.
GCAUUUGGCCAUCAAGUCUAGUUGAAUUGCAUAAUUUGAGCGGUUUUGUACGGAACACGCGUAGGAUGGAGCUGAAACCAAAGACGGCUGCAUUUUGGAUGGUUAUUUGCCUCUACUUGCUUUCUAAUUGGAAAUCGGAGGCGGAGGCCAAGAAUAAUUUUGAGCUGCAAACGGAUAAUUUUACAUGCAGCAGCGAGGAUACUAGUUCCAGCAUCCUUAAGGACUUCAAUUGUGGCGUUAGCAAAAGUGCCAAACGCCGCACCUGGCACAUGGAGUUUAAGCUCAAACAACCUGUUGCCGAACAUGAUUUCUUUAUGAAAAUCAUCCUGCCACGCCGACGACCUCUGCCGGAUUUCGUCCUGCUCAAUGUGACCACCGAUGGCUGCCAGUUAUUGGCCAAUCGCAAUCAAGUGCCCCUCAUGCGCCUGGGCCGCAGUAUCAUGGAGCGUUUCAGCAACUUUCCCAAACAGUGCCCUUUCAAGCCCAACUUGAACUACUACAUCAGGGGAUUUCGACUGGACUUGAACCUUCUGCCCGCCGUGGACAUGGAGACACCCGUGCACAUCGAGCUCAGUUACCAGAGCAAACAGCAGGGACUCAAGUGGAUCAGCGGUUACCUGUUGGCACGUGUUCAGCUGAUAGGCGAGAAGAAGCGGCACAAGUAGAGAAAAGUAUGGAUGGUAAUCAUGAUUCCAUUACAGGGAAAUAAUAAAAUGAAUAUCGUCUUAGCUCCGUCCGAUUUAAUACGCUCUCCAGAAUGAAGAAUUAAUAUAUUUCUUUCACCUUGUUUCUGUCUAUCUGCGCAUUUGACAUCUUUUGGCCCUAAUGAAAGUGCCUUCUGCAAGGCCGCCUAACAUUCAUAUGCGUAUGACAAAUCUGCACAGGUGAGCAU